This is a messenger RNA of Solea senegalensis (Senegalese sole), 5481 nucleotides long. RefSeq names its product ubiquitin specific peptidase 36 (gene usp36). The record is from RefSeq and is a predicted model, not a curated record. Gene Ontology annotation, biological process: protein deubiquitination; regulation of apoptotic process. NCBI's taxonomy places the organism in Eukaryota, Metazoa, Chordata, Actinopteri, Pleuronectiformes, Soleidae. The transcript is spliced from 20 exons. Bases 126 to 3587 code for a protein of 1153 amino acids. Gene Ontology annotation, cellular component: nucleus; cytosol. Gene Ontology annotation, molecular function: cysteine-type deubiquitinase activity; cysteine-type endopeptidase activity.
UUCGGCGCCGCCCUCUGUUAAUGCAGCAUGGGCGAUAAUACCAGACCCGAGAGUUACAGCUGAAGAAGCAGAGCUAACUCACUGUUCACGAUUUUGGUCGACUGAGCGAAAGUGAUGGUCCAACAAUGCCGAUAGUGGAUAAACUCAAGGAGGCGUUAAAACCGGGCCGAAAGGAAACCGGAGAUGAGGGUGACCUCAACAAAUUGUUGGCUUCUUCUGCCAAGAAGGUUCUUUUGCAGAAGAUAGAGUUCGAGCCAGCUAGCAAAGGUUUCUCUUAUCAACUGGACAGCUUAAAGAACAAGUAUGUGAUCCUCAAUCCAAGGAAUGAGGGUGCCACAGGCCAAAAGGCCACAGAGCCCCCCCAGAUUAAGAGGCAAGUCUCGGAGAACUUUGUUGGGGGUCAGAGCGAUGGGAUCCCAGCACCACAGAAGAUGCUCUUCCAAGGGAACAAGCUUACUCUCAAAUGGGAGCGUGUCUACAGGGUGGGAGCCGGCCUCCACAACCUUGGAAACACCUGCUUCCUCAACUCCACCGUGCAGUGUCUCACAUACACCCCACCACUUGCCAACUACUUACUCUCAAAGGAGCAUAGCCGAGCCUGUCAUCAGUCUGGCUUUUGUAUGAUCUGUAUCAUGCAGAACCAUAUCAUCCAAGCUUUUGCCAACACAGGCAAUGCCAUCAAGCCUGUCUCCUUCAUCAGAGAUCUGAAAAAAAUUGCCCGACAUUUUCGCUUCGGAAGUCAGGAGGAUGCUCAUGAGUUUUUGCGGUACACCAUCGAUGCCAUGCAGAAAGCCUGUCUCAAUGGCUACCCAAAGCUCGACAGACAGACCCAGGCCACUACACUGGUUCACCAGAUCUUUGGAGGUUACCUCAGGUCAAGAGUGAAAUGCUCUAUUUGCAAAAGUGUGUCUGACACAUAUGACCCAUACCUGGAUAUUGCCGUGGAGAUUCGACAAGCAGCAAAUAUUGUGCGAGCCUUGGAGCUGUUUGUUAAACCUGAUGUGUUGAGUGGAGAGAAUGCCUACAUGUGUGCUAAGUGCAAAAAGAAAGUGCCAGCAACCAAGCGCUUCACAGUCCAUCGGACAUCCAAUGUACUGACCCUGUCACUGAAGAGGUUUGCUAACUUCAGCGGUGGCAAAAUAACAAAGGAUGUUGGGUACCCAGAAUUUCUGAACAUCCGGCCCUACAUGUCUCAGAGCUCAGGUGAUCCGGUUAUGUAUGGCCUCUAUGCUGUUCUAGUGCACUCUGGAUACAGCUGUCAUGCUGGCCACUACUACUGCUAUGUCAAAGCCAGCAACGGACAAUGGUACCAAAUGAACGAUUCAAUGGUGCACUCAAGUAACAUUAAAGUGGUCUUAAACCAGCAGGCGUACGUGCUGUUUUACCUGAGGAUCCCUGAAACCAAGAAGAAUGCAGACGGACACAGCAUCAAACAGGGACUGUUGCAUCAGGGCAAGAACAGCGCAUCAUCUGAACAGAUAAAGAGGUCCAACUUGAAUGGGCCUCUCUCCUCCCCACAGAUCACAAAGAAACUUGAGCCUGCACAACUGCGUAAGAUCCAGUCUGUGGACGGUGGUUUGGGCCUGCCAAUUUCCAGGAAUGGUGUGAACACUCAACCACAACCCAGACAUAACUGGUCGUCCUCCUCCAGUGGCCCACUGAAACUCCCGGGUGGACCCACGGUCAUCGAGGAACCUUUCAAGAAGCUGAAGAAGCCUUCUCCACAGAGCCAAGCGCAGUCCCGUAGCAGUACACCAACCCCAUCCAAUAACGGGGUUGGUAGAACUGAGGGAGACAAAAAGCAAGGUGGUGAGGGCAGAGGCAUCGCUGCAUCUACCUCAUUUAAGUCUUUGUCUGACUCGUCCUCUGCCGACACCACAGAGUCAAAGGAAUCUGCGUCUCCCAAGAGUGCGCCAGUAGGAGAGAUGCCCUCCACCCCUCGCAAAGGAUCCAAUGGCCUGGCUUCUCCAGCCAAGAGUGUGGAGCGCUCUCAGAGCACAGAGGAGACGAAGACGGCGAAAAUAAAAACCCCAGCCCUCGGCAACAUCACAUCUGAAACCACCAGCACCAUGUCACCUCCACCUGCCAAGAAACUGGCCCUGUCGGCCAAGAAGGCUCGCAACUGGAGUCCGAGCAGCAUUGAUGCUCUGCCCCGUUUGUCAUGCCAGCUGUCCAGUGACACCACACAUCAAAAUCAGCUUAAUCCCCUCACCUCUGCCUCAACCUCUCACACUCACAGAGCUGGUCCAUUCCAUUCCCCCAAAGUCCAGUCAUCACGUUUUGCCCACUCAAGUGGGUCCUUCAAUCAGCAGAGCCCUCAGAAACAAUCCCCUCUCUCCACACUGCAAAAACCAAACUCCAGCCUUUCUCUCCAAACCAAUGGCCUUCACAGUCCCAGCCCAAAGAGCCCCAAGUCUUCCAACAACCUCAUCUCCAUGGUCCAAGAGCCAGACCUCAGCAGCCCUUUGACUCUAAAUGUCAUCAAAAAGAAGAAGAAGAAAAAGAAGCGACGCCAUUCUGAAGUGGAAGGUGACACACAACCAGCCACGUGCCCCGAUGCCGGGAUAACGGCGGACCUCGAGGAAUCGGUGAGUGAAAAGAAGCACAAGAAGAAAAAGAAAAAGCGGAAUAGGGAGACUGACGAUGAAGAGAAGGUGAAGGAGCGGGAGGGUGUCCCAUCUCAUUUGGACACAUCAAAGCAGCAGCAGGAGGAGGACUGGUGUCAAGGCGGCAUGUGGAGUCUAUCAUCCAAUCCAGCAGCAGAACAGUCUAAGCAAAAGCCUCAAUUAGCUUCCACUACUCCAACAGAGUGUGAGUCAAAUCAUAAUGAAGAGGGAAGAGACCCUUUGUUGUUGAAGAGGAAGAAGAAGAAAAAGAAGAAGCAACCGGUGGAGGCUCUACAGUGCACAACCUCGGCAUGUUCUGCAACAGAAAGCAGUUCUGAGACGAAGGCUGCGGUUGUUCAGAAUGAUUCGGGAGAUACAAACAUUUUGAAAAAGAAAUUAAAGAUGAAGAAGAAGAGGCUAAAAGAAGAUGUGGGACAGUGGGACGAGAGCAGACGAAGUCCCGGUGGGCAGAAUGAUGAUUGUGAAACGGGGGAGCCCCCUGCAAAAAAGAGCGCCAUGGAGAACGGCAAACAAAGUGCAGCUAAAGUGGUUGUGUGGGACAGCCAAGUCAAGGAUGGCUACAAGCGCAGCCAGGCUCCAGCAACUGAUGCAAGCACUUUAGGAGACAACACCCCGACUCCUGCUGUGUCUGUAGCCUGGGAUGGAAAAAAGACGAGUGGUGUGGUAGAGGAGCUGCUCAGGAACGCCACAGACAAGGCUUACGGAGCCAACGUCCUCAGCUGGGAUGGAGAGGUGUCUGCAAUCAGUAAAGAUGCCAUUGAAGACAUCCGCCAUGCAAAGAGGGACACUGUGAUAGAUGAGUGGGAUGAAGACUUUGACAGGGGAAAGGUGAAGAAAAUUAAAAAUUACAAAAGAGAAAGUUGGAGGAGUGGCAGCAGCAUCUUUCAGAAGAUCCAAGACCGGAAGAACAAGUGGUCUGUAACACCGGGAGGGAAGAGAGUUUUUGGCAUCCGUCGCUGAGAGUUGCUGAUGAGGUCGUGCAAACUGGAAAUUGAGACAAAACUGUAUACCAAACUUAACAAACUUCACAGCCCUUUUCUCCUUUUUUUUUUUUUUUUUUUUUUUUUUUUUUUUUUUUUUUUAAACAAAUCAAAUUAUUUUAACUUUUUUAAUCUCCACUUCAGACCUUUUUUCAAGAAUAGGUAUGAGCCAAAAGCAGGACAACAGUUUUACACCACUUUAGUGUCAAAUUUAAAUUAUCCAUCCCUUUUUAAUCCAAAAGUGGCAGUAAGUGGCAGUCGUGGCACUUUUUAAUUCAUUCAGUAUUUGACAGAAAACAUGAAUUACUGUUUGUUGACGUCCUCUGAGCUAAUAUAAAUGAUGAUAAUACUGUAUAUGAGAAACAAAAUCUGCAAAUCCAAAACAGUAAUUGAAGCCUUUACACACACACUCUGCGCUUCAUAAUCCACAUUGAAAGUGAUCUUUUUUUUUUUUUUGAAAACCUGCGCCUAAAAUUGGACUAAAUUACAAUGAUCUAAGCCAGUAUAUAAUAAAACUAUAAUUAUUUUUUAUGUUAUACCUUUUAUCUUUUUUUCGUGGUUUGUUUCUCAGGACCAAGUUUUGCCCACGUGUUGGUGAAAUUUGGGUUUAAAAUAGUCUAAUGUUUAAGAAAGUAUAAUGCAGCAAAUGUUUUGGUUUUAUCUUGGUUAUGUACUUGACAAUUUAUUCAGACUUAAUGCGGAUACAUUUAUGACCACGAAUUUGUGUUCAUACAGUUUGUAUAAACAUUAUGGCUGUUUGUGGACACAACACAUUAGUGCAAUCCCAGGGAAGAAGUGGUUGUGGUUGUAUGAGGAAAUGGGACAAGAUCACUUAUUUUUUUGCUGUACUAUCUAUCCGACUGUAACUCAUCUCCUCAAUCCAAACUUCAGAAAUCGGUGUAAGGGGUUUUAAACUUUCUAUUCUCUGUACCGACCCUCACCACAAACACUUCUUUACCAACGUACUCAAAUAAAAAGGGUUACAUUUUAUACUUCAGGCACUGUGUUGAAAUGGGACUGCCACAUGCUAAUUAUUUACUUUCUCCUGUCUCUUAUAUGUCUAUGCAAUUUUCUGAUGCUCACGCCGGUCACCUACAAACUGGGCUAGGACUCAGGAAUCAGUCAUCCUGUAUCCCACCUUCAUCAGACACACACACACACACCCCUCCAUUUCAUAUCAUGGACCACCAUGUUGCAUCCUGUACAUCCUGUAGAAAGUCUUUUUAUACAAAGUAUUUCAGAUGUGGAAACCAUAGGAUCACCUCGCACCUCUCCAGGCACAAAUGUAUAGAGAAACUUAAUGACAUAAACAAAGCUAGCUUUGCCAGUGUAGAAGACUGUACAGUCCAUCUUGUGCUACCGGUUUCCCUUCCCAAUGCUGUAAAGAUUUGCCCUUUGCAUUUCUUUUCAUUCUAGAGAUGUUGCCUUGAAUUGGCUAUUUAAAAAAACAGUUUAGAAUUUAAUGUUAUAAAUAUAGAAUUUAAAGAAGAAAAGACAGAUCUUUAAUGUGCUACUAAUACGUGGAUCACUUGGUGGGUGUUCACUUGGGGAAUUUAUCUGAAGACGCGUGUGUUCGGUUGUGUAAACGAGAGUUUGUCUUGUUCUCAUGCAAGAACGUCCCUAUGUCACUGUAGUGUGUACAGUAAGUGAGAGUCUAUGGCUGUCUAAUUUCCGUAGGACGCGUUUGUAGGAUGUGACUCUGGAACCGACUCAGAGGAGCAAUUGCCAGUGUGAAUGGAGGUUCACAUGUUUGCAUCGAUGGUUCUCUAUUUUGCACCACCUUUUCUGACCAAGGAGGAGACCUUUCAUAAUGAAAGUGGCUCUUACCCAUACUAGUUAACUAUGAAGGUGCAAUAAAGUUGUGACUUUUGCGA